Molecule: messenger RNA, 1383 nt
Organism: Vigna unguiculata (cowpea)
Lineage: Eukaryota; Viridiplantae; Streptophyta; Magnoliopsida; Fabales; Fabaceae
Source: RefSeq, a predicted model, not a curated record
AUGGCUACUGAUACUCAAGCAGAUGUGCAAGUAUCAUUGAAAGUUGUGGUGAACAAAGAGACUAACAAAGUAUUAUUUGCCGAAGCUGAAAAAGAUUUCGUAGAUGUGUUAUGUAGUUUUUUAACUUUGCCUUUACGAACCAUUGCCAGACUUGUAGAAAAUGAGUCCACCAUGGGGCCAGUUACAAUAGGUUCUCUGAAUUCACUCUAUCGUAGUGUGGCAGCUCUUGAUAACAACUGUCUGUGGCAGCAGGAAGAUAAGAAAAUAUUAUUGCAUCCUAGGAACAUGGCUGAAGAUUUUUGCAACAGUCUCAAACUUAACAUUGAUGACACUCAGCCCAAAAUAUAUUUUGUCUGCGAGUCUAUUUCAUAUCUUUGUGACUCGAUAUGUUGCACAUCAAACUCUUAUUGUCGGUGUGGCAAACCUAGAAACCAGGAAGCUUCGUUGAAAAGUUCACUCAAAGGAUUUGUCAAUGAUGUUGCGACAUUUGUCAUCACUGAUGAUUUGAUUGUAAUGCCAAAUUCUAUGGAUUAUUCAAGUUUUGCUCAUCUCCAGAAUUCCGGAAUUAAACAUCCGUGUUUAUUGAAGGAAAUUAUAGUGAAUGUCACCAGGAAAAAGGUUCUUCAUCUACAUUUCCUUUUAGAAAAAAAACCAAUCAUUCAGACGCCAACGUUUUUGUCGCGUAGUGCUGAGAACAAUAGCAGCAUCAAAUUCAAGUUGAAGCUUGUUAUAAGAAAAUCAGAUGGAAAAUUUUUGUACGCUCAAGGGGAUAAAGAUUUUGCAGACAUGGUUCUAAGUUUUCUGACAUUUCCUUUGGGAGGAGUUGUGCGUAAGUUGGGAGGAAAUAGCUGUGUGGGCAGCAUUGAUGGAUUAUACAAGAGCGUAUCUGGUAUCGAUGAAAACUUAUAUUUCAUGUCAAAAGCAGCAAAGAACAGGCUUGUUGAUCCUUGCUUGUUCCCGCAGUUAAAAUUAAGCAUCCAGAUUUUACCCAUUCUCGAUUCAUCGGAAUUAAAAUAUUUAGUGUAUCAUCGAUAUAUUGAUUUUGGAAAGAAAUCUUUUGUUCAUUAUUUAAAAGCGGAUGAGAGUGUACCUGCUAAUGCAAGUAAUUCUAAUUUCUUGUCACUUAGUGGUUCUGAAUCACCUGGAAUAAGUGAUAAAGGUAUUGUGAAGGGAUCAAAAAUGUUCUCUGUAACAGAUGAUUUGGUGGUGGCACCGUCAUCUCUUUUUGCAGAUUUAAAUUUGAUCUCGAGUUUGAAUAUUUCUUUCCUUGAUGUGAAAGAAAAGGUUGUUACCAUUGGAUUGAUGGAGUGUCUUAAUAUAUUGAAUGCGUCCUUAACAACAACGUCUGCUCUCUCAAUUGGCCUCCGGCACUUGAUUUCUUAA